Cokeromyces recurvatus is the source of this 1790-nucleotide messenger RNA. RefSeq lists its product as uncharacterized. The transcript has a single exon. The coding region runs from base 22 to 1293 and encodes 423 amino acids. The record is from RefSeq and is a predicted model, not a curated record. Lineage: Eukaryota; Fungi; Mucoromycota; Mucoromycetes; Mucorales; Mucoraceae.
UUCUUUUGUCUUUAUUCAAAUAUGCGUUUACAGAAUUUGAUUGUAUUGGUUUUAAUAGUAUCAGUAAUUAUAUUACAACAUACAAGCUCAGUCACUGGAUUCAAUAUUGAUGUGAAUCGUAAGAGAGCUGAUCAACACAUUAUACAGAUUAGUUACAUGACCAAACUGAAAUGGACAUAUAAGAAUAGACUUUAUAAAGUACUUAUAAAGGCAAGAUAUGAUUAUUAUUUAAUUCAACUGGAAGGAUAUUAUUCUAUUUUAAUCAUGUAUGAUACGAUGAAAGGAUGGUACACGACCAUUGCUGAAAGGAAGGAUAAAUGGAUAAAGAUGAAGACAAAGACAACUGAGGUUCAAGUGUCAUCCAGCUUCCACCAUUCAACAUCAGAGAGAAAGACGAUCGCUACUGAAGAUUCUGUUACGAUAGAUUCAGCAGCUAAAUACAUUAAUCAGCUUAUAUCAGGAUGGAAUCUUCAUCAACAGAGAACAGCAAGACGUAUACAAGUUCAUUGGAUUGAUGAAUCAGUUAGUAUCUAUAAUUCUAUAUCACAACUACUUGGGAGACAUAAUCAAGAAUGGGAAGAUUUAGUGACCACAUGGAAUAAACCUCUUUUAUUACCUGAUCAUCAACAACCUUAUCAUUAUCGUGAAGAUGAAGAUGAACAGCAUCUCGCUCUUUUAUUCUUGAAACAUGAUGUGCGUAUGAUGAAUCGAAAGAUACAACUUCUUUAUAAAAAGCAAUAUAAAGAAAUUAUGAAUUUAAAUUCACUUCAAUGUUCAGCAGAGAGGGCAUUAGGAAUGAAUAAUCAACGACGCAAUCAACACCAUUAUUCUAGUCUAUGUCAACAUUUAGAUGAGAUUCGAAAGGACAGUUUUCUAAAGACAAAGUAUUAUAUGAUUCAAAAAGUAGAAGCAACGUAUGAGGACAUGAAACGAAAAUUAGAUAAAUCCUUUUAUGCUCUAGAAGAAUCUAUCCUUGUACAAAAGGGACCUUAUUACUCAACUUUACAUCCAAAUAAUAUGUAUAUUGUAGAAUUAGGAAAUACUGAAAGACAAAACUUAUUACCAAAGAUGAAGCGGUUAUGGAUGGAUAGAGCCUAUGAUACAUUACAACCUGCUGCAACUAAAAGUUAUUGGUGGGAAGGCUUAUCAGAAGAUGUAUUCACUAUUUUGUAUCGACAUAUAAAGAUAAUGAAGAAUCAAAGUCAGAAGUCCUUUCACUUUAUUAUAUCAAAUUAUAUUCCUGUUAUAUACCUUUCGCUUUUAAUUUUAACAUGGCUUUUCUUUACAUAUUAGUCAAAAAAUAAUAAACUAUUGCUGUAUCAUUUAAAAUUAAGAUAAUAAUAAAAAGUAGUAGACAAACUUCUACUAGUGGCUUUUACAAUAACUUGAUUUGAGACAACACUAAUAAAAAAUAAAAAAAAAAGCAAGUAAUUGGCACAUGAAUAUUAUUUAAUGUCUCAUCUGUGCAAUGUGUGUUCAGCAAGAACAUUAAAAGCACUGUUAUUUUUUUAUUUUUCUAUUGGUGUUUGUACUUAUAAAAUACCUGUAUGGCUUGUUAGUAAUUUAUAGGUAGUAGCGGGAUAUUAACACAUUCAACAGCAUUAUAACAAUUACGACUGUAAUGUAGAAGAAUGGGAGGUAGACUAUCUAUUUUGAAAAAGGAAGAAAGAAGAAAGAAAGAAAGAAAGAAACAAUAAAUAGGAAUAGUAUAUACAAUUUACUUUUUAUAGCUUUAGAUAACAAGUUUAAAAAGAAUAACACUUUUAUUGUCUUUGCACAUUUUUUUUUUA